ACAUUUUUGAGCUGCGCAAAAUGUGACUCGCAGGGGGGAAAGAACCAUUCAGCUUCUAAAGAAAGGAAGUACAGCUAGAGAGAGGAACUGAAAAAGUCUGCACGAAUUACGGCCCCGCUCACUCACCAUCUUGUUCAUUUCCCCUUCAGUUCCAAGACCCAACAAACCUGUCUCUCUGUGUUGGGGAUCCUUUCAGCCGUCUUGCAGAGAGAAGACCCUGUAUGCAAAUAUAGGCAAUGGAUGAUUUAGAUGCUUUGUUGGCAGAACUGGAACAAACCUCAGCAAGUUUAACUGUGAGUGAUCCAGUAACCCCAAAGGGCUACUUCCUUCUGGAACGUGACAACAAGGAGAAACCAGCGGCAACAGCAGCAGAGACCAGUGUCAUCCAGAAGAAGAAUCCAGUUGCCCCAGAAGCCAAGAAGGUGCUACCAGCACACGAUGUUCAACGCUGUGAAGAAGAUGCAGACCAUAUUUACAGCAAAGUGCAAACUCCACAGCCAGUGCUCUAUUCGUCUUCAUUCACCACACCUGCUCAACAGUUGGAUGAACUUUUGGCUUGCUUGGGAACAAUCCAGGACAAGAUCUCAGAUGGGAAGGAAGGUUCUGAGAAGUCAUCACCAGCCAAACCGAAUACCAUUGACAACCUAGACAGCAUGUUGCAGGGCCUGACACAUGAUAUGCAGGACCUUGGUGUUGCCACUGUGGCCAAGGGCAACUGUGCUUCCUGCCACAAACUCAUCGUUGGAAAGGUUAUUACAGCGCUGGGAAAGACGUGGCACCCUGAACACUUCACCUGUGCCCAUUGUGGAAAGGAAGUGAGCUCUAUCCCCUUCUAUGAGCGGGACGGCAAGGCCUACUGCCCCGAAGACUACCACGACCUCUUCUCUCCUCACUGCGCUUACUGUGCUGCACCAAUCAAGGAGAAAAUCCUCACAGCCAUGGAUCGCACCUGGCACCCAGAGCAUUUCUUCUGCGCUCACUGUGGGAAAGUGUUUGGCAAUGAUGGUUUCCAAGAGAAGGAUGGGAAGCCAUAUUGCCAAAAGGAUUUCAUGGCCCUUUUUUCUUCCAAGUGCAAAGGCUGUGACAAGCCUGUGAUGAAUCAGUAUCUGUCAGCACUGAAUGCUGUCUGGCACUCUGAGUGCUUUGUGUGUGGGGACUGUUUUUGCAGCUUUCAAGAUGGUUCCUUCUUUGAAUUAAAUGGACGUCCCUAUUGUGAGCUUCACUACCACCAUCACCAGGGAACAGUGUGUUUUGGUUGUGGGAAGCCCAUUGUUGGGCGCUGUGUCAGUGCCAUGGGGCACAAGUUCCACCCGGAGCACUUUGUCUGUGCCUUUUGCCUCACCCAGUUGCACAAUGGCAUCUUCCAGGAGCAGAAUGGCAAGACCUACUGCCACGCCUGCUUUAACAAACUCUUUGUCUGACAGGGAGCAUAUUUCUUCUCUCAGGUCUUUGCAUGAGAAACGGGCAAGGGGGAAAACGAUUUUGAAGGGACAAAGGCUGCAAUCCUGUGCCCACUUACUUGAGAGGGAGUUCCACUGAACAUAAUAGGACUUACUUCUGGGUAAAGAAGCAUAGGAUUAAGCUGUAAGAUAUGCAGUGAUGGAAAUAUACCGUACUUCUGCAGCAAUAUCCAUCAAGUCACCUAACAGCUUCAACACACCCAGAUCCUCAACUGCGAGGCAAUCACUCUACUCCAUUGCGUUUAAAACAACUUUGGCCAGCUUACAGUAGUUUACCAGAAACAGUAGCCUCUAAGUAAUAUUGGCUCUUCAUCCCAUAUCCUUUCCUGCUGGCAAUAGCAAGUAUUUUAUUUACUCAUUGAAAUAAAUAUCCAUCUACACAAAACAUAUUCUACUGAAAUGUGUUAUUUACAGUCCAAUCCUAUGCUUGCCUAUUCAGAAGUAAGUUCCACUUGGAUUUACUCCAAGGUAAAUAUGUAUAUGUUUGUACCCAGGCAAACCAAUCCUAUUCACUAAUUGUGUCAGAUAAGGGAGAUACACACUAGAGGGGAGCAACAACCAUACCCUCCUUCCAAAGCCCACGGAUCAGGGACUAUGCCAGCAACAAUGCCCACAUGCCACCCAAAGAGGUGUGAUGCUGGUGAAUAUCAUAUAUUUGUGCAUUACACAUUUGCACUUUUGAUUGGCAGGAGUAACAUGUACAGGCAAACUUGGUUGCCCCCAUUUUGCUAACCUGCUGAAUCUCACACAUGUGUACAAGCUCUCUUUUGCCAAUUCAUUAGAGUAGCUUUCUAUCCUAGAAUACUCCCCCUGUUUUUCAAGGACACUGUGCUGGAUGCCUAGAUAUUUUCAACAUGUUGUUUGUAACUGAAUAGGUAGCAUGCGCUCUAAAAUAAACAUCACUUUUCUAUUGGU
Molecule: messenger RNA, 2375 nt
Organism: Lacerta agilis (Sand lizard)
Lineage: Eukaryota; Metazoa; Chordata; Lepidosauria; Squamata; Lacertidae
Gene: LPXN
Product: leupaxin
Exons: 9
Coding region: 237-1421 (394 amino acids)
Biological process (GO): muscle structure development; actin cytoskeleton organization
Cellular component (GO): adherens junction; filamentous actin; stress fiber
Molecular function (GO): muscle alpha-actinin binding; actin binding
Source: RefSeq, a predicted model, not a curated record